Molecule: messenger RNA, 3219 nt
Organism: Malaclemys terrapin pileata
Lineage: Eukaryota; Metazoa; Chordata; Testudines; Emydidae
Product: C3a anaphylatoxin chemotactic receptor-like
Exons: 2
Coding region: 97-1065 (322 amino acids)
Biological process (GO): inflammatory response; positive regulation of cytosolic calcium ion concentration; phospholipase C-activating G protein-coupled receptor signaling pathway
Cellular component (GO): plasma membrane
Molecular function (GO): N-formyl peptide receptor activity; complement receptor activity
Source: RefSeq, a predicted model, not a curated record
GCCAUCGACUGCUCCGACAGUGGUAGGGGAAGAGGUCGCUCCUUUCCCCUGGUGCCCACCCAAUACAUAGCCAGCAGCCUCCCUCGCCUCCUAGCCAUGAACGGCUCCCGUGCCCCCCACAACGCCACCGGGGCUGUGGAGGACACCAUGCGGCACAUAGCCAUCAGCACCAAUGCCCUGGUUUUGGGGCUGGGCUUGGCCGGCAAUGGGCUAGUGAUCUGGAUCACCACCGCCGGCCGGGCCGGGCCGCCCACCUUCCCCUCGGCCUGCUACCUCCACCUGGCCGUGGCCGACCUGCUCUUCUCUGCCGGGCGCAUCCCUGCCAUCGUCCAGGAGGCCUUGAGGUCCCGCUGGCCCUUCGGCCGAGCCCUCUGCAAGCUUCACUCCUUCACUCGCUACUUGGUUGUCUUCGCCGGCGUCUUCGUGCUCACCCUCAUCAGCCUCCACCGCUGCCUGCUGGUGGCUCAGCCUGUCUGGGUCCGGAACCACCACAGGCCCCGGAUUGGGUGUUGGCUGAUCGCUGGGGCCUGGUUCCUGGCCAUCUGCUUCAGCGUCCCCUACCUGGUGUUCAGGGACGUGGAGACCAGACAGGGGGAGUCCUUCUGCGUCUACCAGAGACACCUGCGGCAUUUCGUCGAGAUGCCCCUGAGGCUGAGCCGGUUCCUGGGCGGGUUUCUGGUCCCUUUCGCCAUCAUCGCCACGUCCUACAUGGUCUUGACCUGGAAGCUGAGGAGAAGAAGCUGGGCGGGCUCCCAGCGGACCUUCACCUUGGUGCUGGCCGUGGUGGCUCUCUUCUUUGUUUGCUGGUUGCCCCAUCACGUCCUGGUGCUGCUCAGUACGUACCAGGCAGACAAAAAGAUCUGGGGCGUGGCGCUCAAGUUGGCCAACGCCUUGGCCUACCUCCAUAGCUGUCUCAACCCUGUGCUGUAUGGGCUGAUGGGGUACGCCCGGAGCAGAGGGCGCCGGAGGGGCUCCUUCCUGGGCAUCUUCCGCAGGGCCCUGGCUGAGGAAGAGGAGGGAUCGGGUGGGAUGGAGGCGUCACAGAGCAUCAGACAGACUAGUUGAGAGUGGAGGACUUGGGACUCCUGGGUUCUAUCCCCAGCUCUGGGAAGGGAACAGAGUCUAGUGGGUUAGGGCUGGGUGAGCGAGAAGUCAGGACUCCUGGAUUCUAUUUUCCAGGUCUCCCAUUAUUUCGUUAUGAGUGUGAGCUAAGACCAAUCUCUGAAUCUGUCUCUCACCUUCUGCUUCAAUUUCUUCAUCCAUAAAAUGGGGUAGUAAUCCUUCUGUUGUCUGUUUAGGCUGUAAACACAAUGGGGCAUGGACAGUCACUCUCUGUGUGUCUGUGCAGUGUCCAGCACAAUGGAGGCCUUUGAUCUCGUUCGGGGUCUGUCUGUGUUGGGGAUUAGGAGACAGAUUCAUCAGAACUGGAAGUCUUUGUGUGAAUGGCUCAGUUUUGUGGAGUUUCUUGAAUCAAAAACGUUUUGGAAGAAAACUUUCAAAGUUGUCACCAGCUCAUGUUUUGAAAUGUCCAAAAUGAAAAUUCCACCUUUCCGGCCCCAAAUCCUUUUUUUGUUUUUUAAAUUUAGGCUAAUUUGUGUUUUUAAAAAGUUUUCAAAUGGUCAACAUUUAAAAUGAAACAUGUUGAAAUGAUCAAACCAAAAUAUUUUGAUCAACCCAAAUUGAAAUUCCCCCUCCCCCCUCCAGAUUUUCAUGUUUGUGAAAAUUUUUGAGAUUUUUUUAUGUUUCCUCCCCAUUUCGCACUGGAAAAUUUUUCAAAAUCUCCCCCCAAAAUGUUGCAGGCCAGGAAAUACCUGCUCAGAUCUACAGAUUAUUUCAGAACGUCUUACUGUGGAGUUGGGACUGUGUGUGAGGCAGACACAAGUUGCAUUAAAGCCAAUGGGUGUCCUAAACACUCUGUUUCAGGCUCAAUGGAAGGAGAAAUGAAGCCAAUUUAUGGAGCAGAGAGAGAUACAGGCAGUGGAAGCUACCACCCAAGGCAUGUGUCCGGUCAGAGCUGGGCCGUGUGGGUUAUUCCCUGGUUGUGAACACGGUGGUGAAGAGAGUGGCUGCAGACAUGUGCAUGGAAGGCAGGAAAUCUGGAACAGGAGAUCUGUGUGAGACCCAGAAAGGGAGCAAAGAGACAGAGUUUCUUGGGCACAGAGACCACUGGAGAGGCAGGCAUGGGCAUUGUGGUGCAAGGAAGCUGCCUGCUGCUACUUGUUUCUACAGCAGUCGGGGAAUAAGGAUAGUGUGUGUGUGUUCUCAGUAAAUAAACAGGAUUGUACCAAAGAAUGGACCUGAUUCAGAGCACCCAUUUCUCCUCCUAAUGGAACUUGCAACCCUACCAGGCCCAGAAUAUUAGCAAACCACAGGCUUCAAAAGGACGAAGCGUUCCCAGAAAAAGACAGGGUGCUGGGCUGCCCUGUCCCCCUCAGUGUAAUUCCCAGUGUGGGUAGACGUACCUGAGUUAGCGUCGAUGGAGGUCGCAUGCUUAAAAUAGACGAUUUAGCCACCGCUAGUGGGGCUGGCUGCCUGAGGAUGUAGCUAAGAUCUGGGACAAGAUCACGCCACUGGGGCUACACGGCUAGCAGCGGGGCGUCUCUCCGAGCUGAGAAUCUCACCUCCAGCUACAGUGUAGAUGGACCCCAACUGAUAGAAGGCAGGUGACGGCUGAGGUGUUUCCAAAGGAGAUGGUUCAAAAUUUUCCAAUGGAGCAGUUUCCCAUCAGAAAACACUGAUUUGACAACAUGGCUACGUUUCAGGGUAGGGGAGGAAAUCAAUUUUUGUUGAAGCAAAAUUAUGAAAAAGUUAAGGCCAAGGCGUUUCAUUGUGUGGAUUUUUAUAUAAUUAAUAUCAAAAGAGGGUUGGCAGGAUUCCAGUUUUAUUGUUUUAUGACAUCGUUUGUUUUUAAGCACACAUUUUAGACCUUUUCUGAUCGACUUCACAUAUCACAGUUGCAGGGAAGUUUGGGGAGGGAGGAGAGACAAUAACUAUUUAAUGGCGGUAGAUAAUCGGAUUCACAAAGUUCAAAGCUUUAUAACCGUUCAAAUACAAAUUGUCAACAUCACCUGACAGAAUAUACAAAGUAAAUUGCCUUCAACCAAACUCAAAGACGGUCACAAGCGGUGUUUUUCUUACUUUGCCCAUCUGUAAAUUGCAAUGAUUAUCGAUGACAUUUUUUUUUGGUGUGUGUACAGUGAAAUUGACGUUUACCGACAA